AAAAAAAAAAGACGAAUCUUGUGAUUAAAAGUGUGAUUUUGUUUUUGAAUGGUGAAGUUGUUUGAAUCGGGAUAUAUGGACAUACAAUAUAAUAAUUCGCCGUGGUCUCCAACAAUGAUGGAACCAUUGGCGGAAUUAGGUGGUGGUGAUAAUGGUUUUGAACCACAACAGCGUGCCCGCUCAAACACGUGGCCAUUACCACGUCCUGAGAAUUAUGUGGAUCCACCAGAUGAUACAGCAAGCAACAAGUGUGUUAUAGAUGGUAUACAAACAUCUGCUUUCACUGGUGGUGCUGUUGUUCCCGGUGGUACAGUGGGUGUUGGUGUGGGUGUCGGUGGUGUACAUGCUAGUUAUAAUAAUAAUAAUAAUACAAUACCGAGUGGUAAUUUAGCUGGUACAGUUAAUUUAAUGGGUGGUAGUGCAGUUGUUGGUGGUGCUAAAAAGAAUUCUAGUCGUCGUAAUGCUUGGGGAAAUUUAAGUUAUGCGGAUUUAAUCACACAAGCGAUUACAUCUGCACCAGAUAAACGAUUAACAUUAUCACAAAUUUAUGAAUGGAUGGUGACAAAUGUACCUUAUUUUAAGGAUAAGGGUGAUAGUAAUAGUUCAGCUGGUUGGAAGAAUUCAAUAAGGCACAAUUUAUCGUUACAUAAUCGAUUUAUGCGUGUACAAAAUGAGGGCACUGGAAAAUCGUCAUGGUGGAUGAUUAAUCCCGAUGCUAAACCUGGAAAAUCGGUACGGAGACGUGCUGCAUCAAUGGAAACUAGUAAAUUUGAAAAACGUCGAGGUCGUGUUAAAAAGAAGGUAGAAGCUUUACGUAAUGGUAUUGCAGCCGAUGCAACGCCAAGUCCUAGUUCAUCUGUUGAAGGUCUUGAUAUGUUCCCGGAAUCACCUUUGCACAGCGGUUUUCAACUAAGCCCCGAUUUUCGACCAAGAGCAUCAUCAGCCACAUCUUCAUGUGGUCGAUUAUCACCAAUACCUGCAUUAUUAGGUGUUGAACCAGAUUGGAGUGCUCCAUCACCAUUCCCAUCUAGUGGUUUUACAGCAUCUGAUUCGAUGGUUGGUACUGGCUCAAAUAAUGGUAGCUAUUCACCAGAUCAAUUAGCUGGCAACCUUGAACAGGGCAUGAAACUACAAAAUGAUUAUUUACAAGGAUAUUUAAAUGGACAGCCACCACCAGCGUAUUCAACAACAGCCUAUGACACUCCAUUUUCCAAUGCUCAAACACACCAUCGUGAUUUAGCCGCUAGUCUAUCAUCAAAUUCACAAUAUGUUUUGCCAUCACAAUGUCCAAUACACCGUUUACAACCAUGUAAUUGUAUGCAAUCAACGUUGUGUAAAAUUGAGCCACUAUCCCCAACUCCAGAAAUGUCUCCAUCAUAUUCACAAUCAGAAGCAUCGCCCGAUCGAUUGGCCACACCAAGUCCUUAUAUAAUGAAUACAUCAAAUACAACACCAUCUUCGAAUGGUACAGGUACACCAGGUACACCAGGCUCCACACCUGGAGGUGGUGCUAGUAGUGAUAAUCAACAAACAACAAAUCAACAACAAACAAACCAUCCACAUCAGCACCCACGACCUCCAUCAAGUAGUCCACCAUUAACACCCACACCAAACAACGUACAACAAUCAACACAACAAAAUAAUGGGUGCACAACAUUAACAUCUGCUCAAUUACAACAUGCAUCAACAAUGAUGGGUCAAUUGAUGGGUGCAUUAAAUAAUGGUCCAUUAUUGGAUGAUUUAAAUUUAAACAUUGAAACGCUCCAUGGUUUCGAUUGUAAUGUGGAUGAAGUGAUAAAACAUGAAUUAAGUAUGGAAGGUAGCUUGGAUUUUAAUUUUGUUGGUGGUGCAGCCAGCAGUGCUCAUCACCAUCAACAUACGACGCAGCCACAUUUUAAUACAUCGACAAAUUUCCAUCACCAUCCACAUGAACUUGUCAAUUCACAUCAUUUACUUGGUGCAACAGGGGGUGCUGGUGAUUCAUCGCCUAUUAUGAAUAUUAGUGGAGGUGAUAGUGGUUCAACAACAUCAUUAUCAACUGCAGCACCUGGUGGUGCAGUAAAUAAUUCUCUAGUACAACAAACAGCUACAGUGCCAUCUGUAUCAGCAUACUCAACGAACAGUAAUGGUGGUGUUGCGAAUACGAUAGCGCGCUCAUGGGUUCACUAACCAAAAUUUUCAUAUUACCAAUAAAAUAAUAUAUAAUAUUUUUUAUGACGUCACCAAUUAUGACGUUGUAUUCGAUUCAAUUUAUUUUUACAGUUUCCUAUAAUUAACACAAACUUCAGCUCAAUUAAAAACAACCGAACAAAAUAUUCGGAAAACGAAGGUAAUCGUCUUAUUUUUAAAAUAAAAAUACCAAACAUUUAAAAAUAUUUUCUCAGCUUCACCAAAAAGAAAAAAAUUAAAUUAUAAAAUUUUGAACGGAAAAAUUAAAUUUGGAAGAAUUUUUCUCUGUGUACAAAGUAGAAGGGAUGAAAUAAAUUUAUGAACCCAGGUGACCUUGAUGAUCUCUAAUAAGUUUUUUUUAUGUAAUUAAUA
This is a messenger RNA of Chrysoperla carnea, 2541 nucleotides long. RefSeq names its product forkhead box protein O (gene foxo). The transcript is spliced from 6 exons. Lineage: Eukaryota; Metazoa; Arthropoda; Insecta; Neuroptera; Chrysopidae. Gene Ontology annotation, molecular function: RNA polymerase II cis-regulatory region sequence-specific DNA binding; DNA-binding transcription factor activity, RNA polymerase II-specific. Gene Ontology annotation, cellular component: nucleus. Gene Ontology annotation, biological process: regulation of transcription by RNA polymerase II. The record is from RefSeq and is a predicted model, not a curated record. Bases 49 to 2169 code for a protein of 706 amino acids.